Molecule: messenger RNA, 1468 nt
Organism: Dermacentor albipictus
Lineage: Eukaryota; Metazoa; Arthropoda; Arachnida; Ixodida; Ixodidae
Molecular function (GO): nucleic acid binding; zinc ion binding
Source: RefSeq, a predicted model, not a curated record
AUGUCGGGCUCUUCGCGAGCGGCUUCAGCGGCCCUUUUGGGCCGCGGUAUCAGGUCAACUGAAAAACCAGGUCAGGACUACCAAAUGAUUUUACCAACGCUGCCAACAGGUGCGUCCGUUCUGCAUACGGUUUUUUUACAUGGUGACGUUAAAGCGAGGCCUUACAGAGUGGAACAUUUUCGAGACGCUCUUACACGGCUGUCUCUCAUGCCGGAAGUGGUUGCGCUGGGUGCAUAUCAAAUGAACCACCUGUGGGCGGUGACUUUCAAGGACGAAGAAGGGAAAAAGAGGAUUAUUGCUGUAGACGCGUUUGAUGUCAAGGACCACCGCUGUGUGGUCGUCGACCCGUGUGACAGAGGCGUCCGUAUCAAGCUCUACUGGCUCCUUCAUGGUGUACCUGACGACGACGUUCGCACUGCCUUGUCGCCUUUUGGAAAGGUGACUGAGAUCACCAGGGACAGGUGGCGGGUACAAGGAUGCGUUGACAAAGGGUCAACCACCCGUACUGUCACUAUUAAGCUGAAGGCAGGCGUCACCGCUGAAGACUUGCCCCAUCAGCUGCGAGUGGCGGAAGAUGUUGCGCUCGUGCACGUCCCUGGCAGAGCUCCCCUCUGCCUCCGAUGCCGUGGCAUCGGGCACAUACGACGCGAGUGCCGUGUACCACGCUGUGGGCUUUGUCGUCGUUUCGGCCACGACGAGAACCAGUGCGUCCGAACCUAUGCCACAUUGACAGGCCCGGCAUUGAAGGAAGAUGUCACAGAUCACUUGAUGGACGUGGUCGACGCAGUGGAAGCCGCAGGUGAAGGGAAAGAGACCCAGUCCUCCGUGUUAACGCCCCUGAAGAAGGCACCGACUGUUAAUGAAGACAAGCCAUCGGACGGCUGGAAAGACCCAUGGGAUGACACGGUGGAACCAACUAACUCAACAGAGGUCGAGGUAAAAGAGGCCAAAGAAACGUGCACAUCAACAGAAGUGACGACCGGCGAACAGCAUGAGACUGACGACACCGUGAUGCCAACGUCAAGUAGUGCACCUGCUAAGAGGCUUCACGAAGAGGCGGAUGAGCUAGAGGAAAAGGAUCAGGAGACUGGGAAUGACGAGCCUCCUCCGAAAGCUACCCCGGGACGCCGACCGGCGUUCAAGCCCAAGCCCGGCGUUCCAGCCAAACGCCGUUCUACAACCCAGACGCCUUCGCGUUAGCGGAGGCGUUUCUGGGUCAGAAAUGUUGUUGGGGUCUGGCGACUGGGGUUUGUGGGCAGGAUGUGCAUCGGCCGUCGUCAUUGGGCUAUGAAGUCCAGAAAACCAUGGUCCGCUUCCCUAGACCGUCGAGUCAUCGUAGCAGAUGUGAGACGGACGAUGUGUGGUAAUUGGUUUUGUUUUCUCCUCCCGGUGAAUGGUAGCUAAUUUUUCGACUGGUCUUUGUGUCGCGACGCUGAACGUGCGUGGACUUAGCGGGCGUAGAAGGCAA